GACUCGUACUCGUUUAUCGACUUCAGGUAGCUGCCAGAUGAUCUUUUUUUCAACAGUGCCGUGACACGCACGUUUCACGACGCAGAUAAAACAGUGACACUGAAACACACUCGUACUCCAAAUGGCUAUGCUGGUGAAGGAUGUACAUCUACCCACUUCACCAACGCAAGAACUGAAUUUGCCAAAACACAAGGAGUACUUGGCAAGCUAUGGGACGAAAAAAGAUGAUUACGAGUACUGCAUCACGGAGCAUCUGCGAAUGAGCGGCAUCUACUGGGGCCUGACAGCCAUGGACCUAAUGGGUUCCCUGGACUCCUUCGAUAGGGCAGAGAUAAUUGAAUUUGUAAAACAGUGCCAGUAUUCCUGCGGGGGCUUUGGGGCCAGCAUUCAUCACGACCCUCACCUGCUGUACACAUUGAGUGCGGUUCAGAUAUUAGCAACGUUUGAUGCGCUGAAUACAAUUGACAUUGACAAAACCGUCAGCUAUGUCAAGGAACUUCAGCAGGAAGAUGGAAGUUUUUAUGGUGACAAAUGGGGUGAAGUUGACACUAGGUUUUCUUUCUGUGCUGUAGCGUGUCUAGCGCUUCUGAACAAACUUCACGCUAUCAACAUAGAAAAGGCAGUUGAGUUUGUAGUGUCCUGCAUGAACUUUGACGGUGGUUUUGGCUGCAGACCAGGCUCAGAAACGCAUUCAGGACAGAUAUAUUGUUGCCUUGGAACCCUGUCCAUACUUGGUCGGCUUCACCAUAUUAAUGCAGACCUCCUUGGUUGGUGGUUAUGUGAAAGGCAACUUCCAUCUGGAGGUCUCAAUGGUCGACCUGAAAAGCUCCCAGAUGUGUGCUAUUCCUGGUGGGUGCUUGCUUCAUUGAAGAUCAUUGGUAGGCUGCAUUGGAUAGACAAGGAGAAACUUCAGAACUUCAUACUUGCAUCUCAGGAUGAAGAAACUGGAGGCUUUGGGGACCGACCAGGAGACAUGGUGGAUCCAUUCCAUACAUUGUUUGGCUUGGCUGGUCUGUCUUUGCUAGGAGAUGAGAGACUCAAGCCUGUGAACCCAGUCUUCUGCAUGUCCGAAGAGGUUGUAGCAAGGCUGGGUGUGAGACACCAACUGUUAUCCUUGUGAUAUAGAUUCGGUUACUCGCGUUACCAAGUCAUUUUAGAUUUCGUUGUAGUAAGUCAUUCAUGUCCAUGUUGCUGUUGUUAAGACCCAACGAGGAAAAUGCAUUGCGUAAUGCAUUGCCUAUUGGGUGAAGAAAGUUGAUGUGGUUGUUGUACUGAUGCAUGGAGCUUUUUUUUUCCUUGCAGAAAUCAUUGAUUGCUCCUUGUCAUUUUAUUAGGGCAAUAUAGAUUUCACUUAUUGUGCAUAUCAUUUUUGUCAUAUUAGUGGAAAUUUAAU
Messenger RNA from Rhipicephalus sanguineus (brown dog tick), 1393 nucleotides. RefSeq names its product geranylgeranyl transferase type-2 subunit beta (gene betaggt-II). Bases 122 to 1120 code for a protein of 332 amino acids. The transcript has 10 exons. Gene Ontology annotation, molecular function: Rab geranylgeranyltransferase activity. The record is from RefSeq and is a predicted model, not a curated record. NCBI's taxonomy places the organism in Eukaryota, Metazoa, Arthropoda, Arachnida, Ixodida, Ixodidae. Gene Ontology annotation, biological process: protein geranylgeranylation. Gene Ontology annotation, cellular component: Rab-protein geranylgeranyltransferase complex.